AUGCCGAAUCUUGCAUUUAGUUACAAAGUAACAAAUGAUCUUGAGAGGUUUUCAGAUAACGUCUCCAGGUGUUUGCUUUCACGUGAAGCUUCACUUCUUCUUCAGAGUUUGCAUCUCAAAAUUAAGUUUAAUGUUAAAGACUAUAUGGAUUAUCAUAUUGGAAUAUUGCUGGGAGUAGCAUUUGGACUGCAAGUGCGUGAAUUGAAACUCCAAGUUUCCCCUCGGAUUUUUCACUCUCUGAGGUUGUUCAGAGUUCCUAGAAGCUUGUAUAACUGUCAGACACUAGAGAGCUUGAAACUCAAUCAACGGAUUCUGAUAGAUGUCCCAUAUCCAGUUUGUUUGAAGUCUCUUAGAACUCUACACCUUAUGGUGAGUUACAAAGACGAUGAAUCAGUUGUCAACCUUUUAUCUGGUUGUUCUCAUCUCGAAAAUUUGGAGGUUGUCCAAUCUACACAACCGGAUGUGAAGAUCUUCACUAUUGAUGUCCCGUCCUUGCAGAGACUAAUAAUCAAGAGCAUUGGUGAAGUGGUCUAUGUGAUAAAGGCUCCUUCUUUAAAAUACUUGAAGGUUGCAAGAUACAUAGGAUUUGAUUCUAUUAUGAUUGGGAAUACACCUGAGCUGGAGGAGGCAGAUAUUAACACCUAUAGUAAAAUCUAUGAUUACACUCUGGGAUCCCUCACUUCAGUCAAACGCCUUUGCUUGGUAUCACACAGUUCGAUUACGUAUCCUACUGGUACCAUCUUCUAUCGGCUCGUAUAUCUGAAGCUACCUUCAAGGACCGAUGAUUGGUUGAAUCUACUUAUGUUCAUGCUUAAUGCUUCUCCUAAAUUACAAGUCCUCAAGCUCACCUGUCAAGAUUGGUCUCAAAAUGAAAAAGAUGGUGUGAAAGUGAAAUGGAGUCAACCGAAGAAUGUUCCUGAAUGUUUGUUGCUUCACCUCGAGACAUUUGUGUGGAAAGGCUAUAAACAACUACUAGAAGAGGAGAAAGAGGUGGUGAAAUACACCCUACUAAAUGCAAAGCGUUUGAAGAGAGCAACAUUUUCCAUUAAAGGCCUUAACUCGGACGAGAGAAUUAAGAUGGUCAAAAAGUUGGAAAGUCUGGUCAGGGCUUCGAAAUCAUCUUGCCAGCUUCGUUUGCUCGAAUGA
Messenger RNA from Microthlaspi erraticum, 1146 nucleotides. The record is from the annotation of a GenBank genome assembly. NCBI's taxonomy places the organism in Eukaryota, Viridiplantae, Streptophyta, Magnoliopsida, Brassicales, Brassicaceae.